GGCCAGAGCCGAGGAGGCGGUGCCGAGCCCGAGUUGGGAGGGGCCGGGACGCAGCGACGCCGUGUCCCGUGACCGUCCACCCGCCCGCAGCCGACAUGCAGUCCCCAGCAGUGCUUGUCACCUCCAGGCAAGUUCAGAAUGUGCACACAGGCCUUGACUUGACCGUGCCACAGCACCAGGAAGUGCGGGGCAAGAUGAUGUCCGGCCACGUGGAAUACCAGAUCCUGGGGGUGACCCGGUUGGCUGUGUUCAAGUCCGCCAAGCACCGGCCUGAAGAUGUCGUCCAGUUCUUGGUCUCCAAAAAAUACAGCGAGAUCGAGGAGUUUUACCAGAAACUGAGCAGUCGUUACCCAGCAGCCAGCUUGCCCCCGCUGCCUAGGAAGGUCCUGUUUGUUGGGGAGUCUGACAUUCGGGAAAGGAGAGCCAUGUUUGAUGAAAUUCUGCGCUGUAUCUCCAAGGAUGCCCAGUUGGCGGGAAGCCCAGAGCUGCUAGAAUUCUUAGGCACCAGAUCUGGAGGGGCUGCAGGCCUUGCCCCUAGAGAUCCCUCUGUCCUGGAUGACACAGCCAGCCAGCCAGGGGACAGCGAUGAGGCUUUUGACUUCUUUGAGCAGCAGGACGAAGUGCAGCCGCCCACGCUGGGCCUAAGCAACAAGGUUGUGGAGAAGUUCUUGGAGGAAGAAGAGGAAGAGGAGGAAGAGGCGCUGGAUCCCCUGGGCAUCAUGCGCUCCAAGAAGCCCAAGAAACGCCCAGAAGUGGCCACGAGGCCCAAGCCUUCACCUCGACUCACCAUCUUUGACGAGGAGAUAGACCCUGAUGCGGGGCUCUUUAGCCCAGGCGAUAAGGUGUCCCCUCUGAGACCUCUGGGGACCACACAGGACUCCCUGAAGCUGUUCGACGACCUUGAUCUUGGCGGGGCUGUCUCCCUGGGUGACCCUUUACUGCUGCCGACUGCCCGGGAGAGUGGAGGGCCCACAUCCAGCCCGGAAUACAGGGAUGCCUCCAAGGAGCUGUUCAGAGUUGAAGAAGACCUGGACCAGAUUCUGAACCUAGGGUCUGAACCUAAACCCAAGCCCCAGACUAAGCCCAAGCCUCUAGUCCCAGCUAAGCCAGCACUGCCCAAGAAACCAGCUGUGCCCCGCUCUGUGGGCCCGUCAGAAACUGGGGCUGGACCGCAGAAGCAGCAACAGAUCCAGGCCAUGGAUGAAAUGGACAUCUUGCAGUACAUCCAAGACCACGACACACUUGCCGAAGCCUCCCCCAGCCUCUUCUGACUUACCCCCUCCAACCUCUAUUGGGCCUGCGGCUGGCUGCAUGCCCUCCGGGGGAAGAGGCCUGUUUGUGAACGCGUGGGUUCUGUCUGCAAGGCAAGGACCGCGAAUGAAAGUGGAAGCCUGGAUGCCCCCGUCCCGGUACCACACUGUUUCCUUUUCUCCUGGGCUGUGGGAUGGACAAGGACUCUGAUGAACGUAGACUUGGGAACAUCAUAGGAAUCGAGCUGCAUUGUCCCAGCCCGGCUGGCUGUGAAGAGGAGAGGAGGUACGGGCCUCACAUUGCUCAACAGGGGCCUGACCUCAGAGUCGGAGUGAGAUCAGAGGACAGUGUCCACCAGGGAAGGGACGCCUUCCACAUACUUGUGUCCACUGGCUCUGCCAGCUCAGUGCAGGAAGGAAGGCUUACCUGAGCCUAGGUUGGGCUAACGGGGGGUACCUGUGACAGGCCGCUCUGGAGUCUCUCCUUGGCAUGACUGCUCAGGCCCAGCUAUCCAGACUGCCUUGACCCAAGUCCCUUCUGAAUCCCUUGGGGCUUUCAGUGCUAAAAGGAAAACUUAGGCCCAGCCUUGCCUCUCUAGGGCACAGACGGCUUCCAGGACUCCAGGUCCUCCAUUUCCUGUCCCACGAAGGGCCUGGCCAGCCCAUGGCCCCUUGGAUGCAGGUGUCAACAGAGUGGCUCAUAGCAUCUCCCAGAGCUUGACCUCUGGGGUAUGAGGCGCUGAGGCUUUCCCUCCGAGACCUUGUCUGCCCUCGGGAUCGGAACUUGUUAGCUUUUCUCCGGUGGAGCCACGGAGAAGGAGCCGUGCACCAGGACAAACAACCCUUGCCUUCCAGUAGAUGGUGUCUCCUGGAGCAAAGAAUGUCAGAGUAUAUAUUCUUUGUGUUAGGAACUAGAUUUUAUUUUUUAUGAAACACAUAGCUUUUUUUUUUUUUUUAACAAAAUGCAGCCGUUCUGUUCCUUGGCUCAGUUGUGCUUCACAGAGGCCUUAGAAGGGCCCACUCGGGUCCAAGAGCAACUGUCAGGAGCCCCCGAGUGGCACUGUCCAAUUGCUUGCCGCUGUCAGUGUCUGGGGACCCCGGCUCUUACCUUGUAGUAAGACCUACAGGAGCAGGCUGGGAGGACCAGGUCUGACCUGGCUUGCUUCUAUCUUACCGUGUCCCUUGUCAGCUGCCUAGUUCUGAGCAGGGACACCCGCCCAGGAUGAAUGAGAGGGCGGAGAUGGUUCUAGACGGAGGACCAGAGUACUCCUCUGCCUUGCCAGAUUCAGGGUCUCCCCAGAGCCUAGAACUGACUCUAGAUAGCCCCUACCCCAACUCUACUUCCCGUUCACGAGCAGGCCUUCACCCCUUCCCACCUCUUGGUGCCCAGAACCCUGCCCAGGCCCCGGGAGCCCUCCACUCCCAGCUCCCUCUUGACUGACUGCAAAGGAAAGUUCAGUAAGUAGGGAGAGGCCACAUGGCCCCCUGUCUUCUGCAGAGCCAUCCAGCUGUGUUCCAAGGCCUCCUUGGACACUUCUCCCUCUAUAUCCAUUCCUCUGUGCCUUGGCUACCAGCUCUCUACCUCUCUUUCACACACACACACACACCUUGCACCCAAAGUGGGUGUUAGAUGGCAUAGGAGAAAUGGGUGUGUAGGGGUUUCCAUGGGCCAAUUCCCAGGCAAUAUCCCUAACAAGACCUGACCUCCCAUUCUCUAGUGUGGUUUUGGUCACUAGUGGGGAUUUGUCCGCUGUGGAGCUUUUGGGAUACCCUGGCACGGGUGUUUUGCUCCGCAGAUCGCAAUUUUCCAAUCAUGACUUGGUUUGUUCCCAGGUCUGUGACCUACAUAGCUGAUCUGUGUCUUCCAGUUAUCCAGUAAAGUCUGUGUGUGACAACGCCA
Messenger RNA from Peromyscus californicus insignis, 3150 nucleotides. RefSeq names its product HCLS1 binding protein 3 (gene Hs1bp3). Gene Ontology annotation, molecular function: phosphatidylinositol binding. The transcript is spliced from 7 exons. Lineage: Eukaryota; Metazoa; Chordata; Mammalia; Rodentia; Cricetidae. The record is from RefSeq and is a predicted model, not a curated record. Bases 96 to 1271 code for a protein of 391 amino acids.